Molecule: messenger RNA, 2374 nt
Organism: Gossypium raimondii (Peruvian cotton)
Lineage: Eukaryota; Viridiplantae; Streptophyta; Magnoliopsida; Malvales; Malvaceae
Product: wall-associated receptor kinase-like 14
Exons: 3
Coding region: 166-2271 (701 amino acids)
Biological process (GO): protein phosphorylation
Molecular function (GO): protein kinase activity; ATP binding
Source: RefSeq, a predicted model, not a curated record
UCCUUUUGCAAUCAAUUUAACUGUUGAUCACACCAAAUUUCAAUCUCACAAGCUUCAUAUUGCUACUAUUAUUCAAUAAAGUUCCUUUUUUUUUCUUUAAUAAGUGCAAUACACUUGAGAAACAAGAAACCCUUCAAUGAUCUCAUCAACAAAACAAUCCCAACCAUGAUUCACAAACAACCCAAAGAACCCAAUUUUAUUUUCAUAUCAAUCCUUAUACUUUCAUUCCCCUUUAUAAUUCAAUCCUCAAAUUGCAACCGAUCAUGUGGUGGCAACCAUGUUCCUUACCCAUUUGGCUUCUCCCCUACCUGCCAAAUCCCACUAAAUUGCACCACCACCGCCCACCACCAUCACCACCACCAUAUUGCCGGUUUCCCAAUCCUAAACAUAAACCAAAACCAUAUAAAAAUCAGCAUUGAAGCCACUUGUGAUCGUCCACUUCAAGCUCUCCAUCGUCUUUAUAGCCAAAACUACGCCCCAACAUCUCGUAACGCAAUCUUAUUACAAAAUUGCUCCUUACCAUCACCAUGCAUGAUACCAUCUACCAUGGUUUACACUCAUUUUGAGUCCCUUACUUGUUCUCCUAAUAAUAGUAACAUUAGUUGCUAUUCGGAAAAGAAAAGUAAUGGUUUUCUUGAUUAUGAUAAGGUGAUUGGGACGAAUUGUGGGUCGUUUUUGUCGUCGAUAUCGACGGAAUCUUUUAAUGAAUCGGGUGUGUUGGAAGUACAAGUGGUGGAGCUAAGGUGGUGGAUUGAAGGACAGUGCUCGGAGUUAUGUUCUGAGAAUGCUGUUUGUGAUGAAAUUGUUUCGCCGGUUAAUCGACGGCCGGGAUCGUAUUGUAGGUGUCGAAAUGGGUUUGUUGGUGAUGGAUAUCGUGCCGGCGAUGGUUGCCGGAAAGCCUCUUCCAAUUGUAACCCGGCGAGGUACGUUUCCGGUGAAUGCGGAGGAACGGCUCGAGUCAUUAUGUUAAUCGGAGGCAUUGCAGUUGGAGCUUCUUUAAUGAUUUGUGUAGUUCUCACAUGUUGCUUCGCGCGCAAGAAAUCGAGUUCGAGAACCAAACACAGCAUGAAAAGACUGUUUUCCGAUGCAUCGGGCAUCAAUAUUCCGAUUUACACAUACAAAGAAAUAGAGAAAGCUACAAAUGGUUUCUCAGAGAAACAAAGGCUUGGAACUGGAGCAUUUGGGACAGUCUAUGCAGGCAAACUACAUACCAAUUCAUGGGUUGCUAUUAAAAGGAUCAAGCAUAGAGACACCGAUUGUAUCGAGCAAGUCGUGAACGAGAUCAAGCUAAUAUCAUCCGUAAGUCACCCGAAUCUAGUUCGUUUAUUAGGUUGUUCCAUGGAAAACGGUGAACAAAUACUCGUUUACGAGUUCAUGCCUAAUGGAACAUUAUGCCAACAUUUACAACGAGAACGAGGUGAUGGACUUCCUUGGCCGGUUCGACUUACCAUCGCUACAGAAACUGCACAAGCCAUUGCUUAUUUACACUCUGCUAUAGACCCUCCUAUAUACCAUAGAGACAUCAAAUCUAGCAACAUACUUUUAGACUACAAUUUCAAGUCCAAAGUAGCUGAUUUCGGUCUUUCUAGGCUCGGAAAAACCGAGACAUCCCACAUUUCAACAGCUCCACAAGGAACACCGGGAUACCUUGACCCUCAAUACCAUCAAAACUUCCAUCUUUCCGAUAAAAGCGAUGUUUAUAGCUUCGGGGUUGUUCUAAUCGAGAUCAUAACAGCAUUGAAAGUGAUAGACUUCUCAAGACCACCAAAUGAAGCUAACUUAGCAUCCAUUGCUACUGAUAGAAUCAGCAAGGGACGUUUAGAUGAGAUCAUAGACCCAUUUUUAAACCCCAACAGUAAUGAUCCAUGGACAUUAUCAUCAAUCCACAAGGUUGCGGAGCUAGCCUUUAGAUGUUUAGCAUUUCAUAGAGACAUGAGACCUACAAUGAUGGAUGUAGCAAUGGAAUUGGAACAAAUUAAGCUAAGUAGAUGGGUACUUGGAGAAGAAAUCAAUUAUGAAGGUGCUUCAUUAGAGGCGUCACCUUGUUCUUCUUCAUCAAAUCUAAGUGAGCAACCAUUAAGCAAGGGAAUUAAUAAGAAUGGUGGAGUUCAAAAUAGAAAUGGCUUGUUCAUGCUUCAAAUGAGUAAUGUUGGGUUUAUGAAUUUAAUGGAGAAAAUGAAGGAUCAUUCACCAGUAUCAGUGCAAGAUCCAUGGUUGAGUGAACAAAGCUCACCUUCUUCAAGCUACCUGUUGAAUAAUGUAACCCAUUAACUAGAAAAGUCAAACCUUUCUUUUACACCAUUUUUGUAUGGGAUGUUCAAAAUAUUUAAGUUCAUGGAUAACUUUUUUAAUUUAUAAUAUUAUAAAAUUAUAA